Molecule: messenger RNA, 9309 nt
Organism: Mercenaria mercenaria
Lineage: Eukaryota; Metazoa; Mollusca; Bivalvia; Venerida; Veneridae
Product: cyclin-dependent kinase-like 2
Exons: 15
Coding region: 290-2725 (811 amino acids)
Biological process (GO): protein phosphorylation
Cellular component (GO): nucleus
Molecular function (GO): ATP binding; cyclin-dependent protein serine/threonine kinase activity
Source: RefSeq, a predicted model, not a curated record
UCAAUGGUUACUUGGAUAAUCAUCUAUAAAUGUUUGGUACAUGUUUAAAUUUUUAAUUAAGCUUCUCAAGUACAUGUCAGUUUGAACCUAAUUACUUCUGUUUACAGUUUUAGAGCUUUUUAUGGUGUUUCAUGGGAAAAAAAUCAACUUUCGUUUAAAAGGAGAUGAUUAGAAUAUGUUUUAAAAAAUCAAUUUGGAUGGUUAUUAUUACUUUAGUAAUUCCAUAGAUAUUGUGGAAGGAUAUUCCAAAGGAUCAGAUAGAGUGGUGUGAGAGAGUGUGAGGUUCAGGAUGGAGAAGUAUGAGAACCAGGGGCUGGUCGGGGAGGGCAGCUAUGGUAUGGUGCUCAAAUGUCGCCACAAAGAUACUGGACAACUUGUUGCCAUAAAAAAGUUCCUGGAGAGUGAGGAUGAUAAGAUGGUGAAAAAAAUCGCUCUUAGAGAAGUCCGGAUGCUCAAGCAACUACGGCAUGAUAAUCUGGUGAACUUGUUGGAAGUGUUUCGGAGAAAGAAGAGACUAUAUCUGGUAUUUGAGUUUGUUGACCACACUGUACUGGAUGAGCUAGAGAAAUGUCCUAAUGGUCUUGAUGAAACAACAUGUAGAAAGAUACUCUGGCAGGUACUCAAAGGAAUAGAGUUCUGUCACGCAAACCAUAUAAUUCACAGAGACAUCAAGCCAGAGAAUAUUUUGGUCAGUAAGAAUGGUGUUGUGAAACUGUGUGACUUUGGUUUUGCUCGCACUCUGGCACAGCCUGGAGAGAUUUACACAGACUACGUAGCAACACGUUGGUAUAGAGCUCCAGAAUUACUUGUUGGAGAUACUAAAUAUGGAAAGGCUGUAGAUAUAUGGGCAGUAGGCUGUCUGUUGGUGGAGAUGUUGACAGGGGAACCAUUGUUUCCCGGGGACUCAGACAUUGAUCAGCUUUACCAUAUUGUCAAAGUAUUUGGUAAUUUAACGGCUCGCCACAAAGAAGUGUUCAUGAGAAAUCCAUUAUUUGUUGGUAUGCGUCUACCUGAAGUAAGAGAAGUCACUCCCAUUGAAAAGAAAUUUACCAGAAUGUCAAACUUUUCUUUAGCUCUUAUAAAGGAUUGUUUGAAAUUAGAUCCAGAUGAUCGUCCUACAUGUUCACAACUUCUUAAACAUGAGUUUUUCACAAGGGACGGAUUUGCUCAAAAGUUUGCACAUGACUUGAAAGCUAGAUUGACCAAAGAGCAAGAGAAAAAUGCAUUGUUAAACUCUAUAGUUCAUGAUGAUGAUAAGGAAGGGGCUGACAGUAAUAAAACUACAACAAAGAAAAAGAAAAAACUUCCCUUAGUGAAAAAGGAUUCUAAAGCAGAUACAGACCAUAAUAAGAGUCUUAGUAAGGAUGGCAAUAAACCUAACAGUAAAGAUGAGUCAAAGAAUAGUUCAGAAGACAAAUCAAAGCGGAAGUUGGCAGAUCCACCAGAUAAAGGUGGAAGCAAGAAGACUCCACCCACAACAACUGUCACUCCAAAUAAAGACAAUCAGUCACAUUCUGAUGCUAAAAAUAAAACACAGACUAAUAACACGCUGCUUGAUAAUUCACAUGAUAAAGGUCACAAAACUCAGGAAAAAUCAGAAAAAAGUGAUAAACAGGAAAAAGUAGAUGUUAAAGUUUUCAAAGCACAUAAGGCAGAUUUAAAACAAGAGAAACAUGAAAAGACAGAACAAAAAAAUAAGCAGGACAGAGACUCUGGGGAAAAGACUGACAAAGACCACAAAGUGGAAAAGGAAAAAAUUAAAACUGAAAAACUAGAGAGGGAUAGAGAAAAAGACACAGAAUCUCGCUGUGACAGUAAAUUAGAAAACAGUAUUGAUCGGGUAGAAAGAGCUAAGGGUACAGAGUCUAAAACUGAGCAUAGUAAAGAAAAGGGGGAUAUUAAAUAUGAGAAAGAGAAACGUGAAAAGUCAGAAAAAUCUGAGCUGGAGAAGGAAGAUAAUCGUGAUCAGGAUAAUACUGUGUCAUACAAGGAUUCGUCAUCUAUACCACCGAUACAUCAGUCAGGAUUCAACCUACAAAACUCUACCACCACUACACCAACAAUCCCAUCGUUAAGCAGAGUAUCAAUCAUUUUAAGCAACAUCAGUCCUAAUAUGGUAGCGAACCAUUCCCCCCAUAUUUUUGCUCCUCCUGUAAACAACAAUAUGGCCGUGCAGAGUCCACGGGGAAAUAUGCCUUAUACAGGGGCAAUGCCCUUGAGUUCUAGAAAACAUCAAAGUAGCUUCGACAUUGGAAAGAUAUCACCAUUCAAGAAUAAUCAGACCUCAUCAUUCCGAUCUCCCGAUGGAAAACCCCAUUCCUGGCAAGCAUACUGGAAUUUUUCUAAGGUUAAUGAUAAAAUGUCUAAGAAGUCAAACUUCAAGUCAAAGAAUCCUCCCAACCACCACAGUGUUUUGAUCAGUCCACAACCCCUGCAGUCAGAAAAGAGUCAUCUACAUGACAAAUCACUUGAGAAAUUACGCACACAGAAAAGGGAGACAACUAUGUUUGAAACAAUGAGACGAGACAAGGAAAUGAUUAGCUUCCCUGAAGUGAGAGGAGCUGAAGCAGCUCCCCAGAAAUCAAAGACAAAGUUACAGUCGAACCAGAGGUCCAAUGUUGCUACCAUACCACAUAUAACAAACAUAGACCCUUUUCCCAGUAGUAGCCAGGUGGAAACUCACAGUUCAGAAAAAAGCAACGAGAGCAACUUACCCUCAGUAUGAUGUCACGACUACUUCCUCCAAAUCUACGUCGGGAGUUGCCUUGACAAAACAAGAGCAAAUAACUCCAGAUAACAGUGAUGACGGUCCUACCCUUAUAGGACCAUCUGUUAGGUUUAUCAAAUUCUAAAAGGUGCUUUCCGAGAGUUAGUCAGAGGAUUGUUAUAUUUUUUUGAGCAUUUAUCAACAAAAGUUUAUCAGGUGAUGACCGUUAUGUACAGGUUGUAGGUUACUGAAGGUCAUAGGUCAGUUAUUGUUAAAUACAAACAAAUCAUUUAUAUCAUUAUAUUCUGGACCAUAAAAAGUUGCACAGCUGUAAGGUACUGUUUGUUUUAAAAAGGCAUCACAUUUGACUGCCAAAUAUAAUUACAGGCAGUUUUAAAUAUUAAAAUUAAGGCAGUCUUGACUUCCCAUUCAAAACAUCAAUUUAACAGUAGUUCUUGAAUGCAUAGUUGAACUAUUUCUAUAGUUGAUUACUGGUAACUAUUGAUAAAAACUUCAAAAGUAAGUCAAAACAUUUCAGUCAAAUUCACAACAUCAGUACAUUAAAUACUGACUAAAUUGUUGUAUUAGUUUUUUCAUCCAAAGUUUAUUUAAACCUUGAUGUAGGUGCAGUAAUGGAUUAAUAUUGAAAACAUUGUUAAAAUAGUUAUACAUGUGUACCUGGCAUUUAAUUAAUGUUUUCCAGUCAUUUCAGAGGUUCUGUCAUUGUGUAACUAGUGUUUGUUUAACCAGUUUUGCAUUUUAUAUUUAUUUUUGCAUUCACUGUCAGUGAGUGAUGUCAUCCGCUUAAAUAUUAAAGUCAUCAUUACAUGAGCCGUGCCAUGGGAAAACCAACAUAGUGGGUGUGCGACCAGCAUGGAUCCAGACCAGCCUGCGCAUCCGCGCAGUCUGGUCAGGAUCCAUGCUGUUCGCUAACAGUUUCUCCAAUUCCAAUAGGCUUUAAAAGCAAACAGCAUGGAGCCUGACCAGACUGCGUGGAUGCGCAGGCUGGUCUGGAUCCAUGCUGGUCGCACACCCACUAUGUUGGUUUUCCCAUGGCACGGCUCAGUCAUGUAUUUGUAUGUGCAGGGUUGGUUGAUAAUGAGCAUAAUACAAAAUAAGAAGCAGUAUUGUAUAAUAUAUUAUGUGCAAUCAGUAGAUUAUGUAUCAUCUGUGAUAAUACAUGUAGAAAGUGCUAAACUAAUACAAGAGGGCACCAUUGACCAAAGUGGUACACACACUAUUAGUAUUUCUCUUCCAAAUUAUGUUUUUGGUCACCAUUCCAAAUAAUAAACCUACAUUUUUGGCAACCUUGAGGUUUCUAUAUCAUAUGUGGGAGUUGAUUUAGUAUGUCUUUCAAAAAUGACAAAAUUUGAAUCCAGUGGUAAAUGUCAAAUAAGAUAAUCUAUAAAAUAUUGAACCAGAAAAUGUAAUUUUUACAUGCAGUACAUGUAUUAUAUUAGUGUAAUUUUGUUCUUAAUAUGUAUGUUAUUUAUUCUUCUUUGCCAGUGUUGUGAUUUGUGAAUAAGCCUUUUAAAGUGCUGAAAAUUGACAUCUGAAACUUUUUUUUCAUCAUUUCGAAAUUAAUAAGGAAUUUGCUUCUCAUGAAAAAAUAUUUUUAUAAGUUUAUCACUUUGAAUGGAGACCAAGAACAUGCUAUUAUAUGCCUGUCAAUUAAUGUAGAAGUUAUUCAUAAUAUAAGAUAUUUGUUUCUGUUACUGAAAUCAAGAAUUGUUACCUUGUUAUUUUCAACAGUAUUUUACUAUCUUCUUCACCACUAAUUUGUGAUUAUUAAUGGUCAUUUGACUUGGUAACGUCACUGGAGGAGAGGUUUGUAAACAAGAGGUAGCCAGAGCUGUCAAGAUUUGAUAGUGGAGGACAUCCCUAAACAAGGGCAAGGACCUAGAUUUACCUUCCAUUUCACAGACUUGACGUACAGUUCUAUUACUUGACUAGACUGGCUACCGACUAGAUUAACUUUUUCAUUUCUUUUAAAAUUGCGUACGAAGAAGAAGAAGAAGAAUUUCUUUUAAAAUCAUUUCUCUUAUGAAUUCUGAUCGAUUGUUUUGAGAAGAAAAGAGACAUAAUUACACAAAAUUUGAAUAGCCUCAGGAGUUAUCUCCUGUGAACAAAACAUUAGGUCUGAACACUGACUAUUACCAGACCAUAGCCACAGUUUGGUGCUGAUGACUGUUAGAUACAGUAGAAAAUUACAAGGUUAUGAUUCUCAUUCUGGCUGAAGGAAAAUUGAAGCAAUUUGAGCCGUGCCAUGAGAAAACCAACAUAGUGGGUUUGCGACCAGCAUGGAUCCAGACCAGCCUGCGCAUCCGCGCAGUCUGGUCAGGCUCCAUGCUGUUCGCUUUUAAAGCCUAUUGGAAUUGGAGAAACUGUUAGCGAACAGCAUGGAUCCUGACCAGACUGCGCGGAUGCGCAGGCUGGUCUGGAUCCAUGCUGGUCGCAUACCCACUAUGUUGGUUUUCCCAUGGCACGGCUCAUUUAUUUUUAAUUAGCCUUAACAUUAGCCAUAUCAAUGUCACAUUUUGUGUUUUGUAAUGGCUGGGAUGCAGGGGCAAACAUUUAUAUAAAUAAAUAUAAAUGUUUUUAGGUAACCAGUUAGCAUGGAGUUGCUGGAGUGAUUUUGUGAAACUGGAUUUGAAACAAUGAACUUUGGGAUUGAAAUAGUUGUAAAAACUAUAUAAACAUCAUGGUGCCUUCAGAACUAGUAUGUGAUAUUUGUAAAUACAUUUAUGAUGGCCAUUAAUUGUUGUGUACAAGUUCAAAUGUUGCAAAGGAUAAAUAGUAACAACUUUCUAGCAUACUUUAAUAUGACAAAUAAAAAGUGAAGACUGAUUUUAGCUGUUAUAGCUGCUAUGAAAAUAUUGCAUGUCAACUGAGAGAUAAAUAUUGAUGAAGAAGAAUUUGUAUUAAUUAAGUAGGAAACAAUUUGUCAUGAUUUUAUCAGUUAGUUAAAGUUUUUCUUUCUAGGUGACAGUAUAUUGUUUUAGACAAUCUUCCUGUGGCCAAACAAGGAUAAAAUAUGGUGGUUUAAAACUUCACAUAUCUUUCAAAAAAGUUUUCUUUCUUUUCUAAAAACAAAAGCACAGAAGGAAGAAUUGAGCACUUAAAAUUUAGUAAAGUGUAUAAGUAUUUCCUCGUCUUUAUUGCAACAGAUAUUAUUGUUUUUGGAGUAGUUGCUACAUUUUAUCCAAAAGAACAUUUUGGUUAAGUUAGACAGAAUACAUGUACAAUGGUAUAUCUUAUAUACAACAUUGUAUAUUGUAUGUAUUUAACACUAGAUAUAUUACGUUUGUAUUCACUUUUAAAUACUCAGAAACAGAUCAUUCAAUUAAGUGCCAAAAAUAGGGUAAAUUAAUACUAUAUCACUGAUACAGUACAACUAAGGGGUGUUAUACUUUUGGGUAUUUCUAAUAUGUACAGUGUCCUACACUGUUCUAACAUACACAGUGUCAUACACUGUUUUAGUGGUGAGUACAGUCAAGAAGUAGAGUUAUAUUUUGACAUUAGACCUAGUAUCUUUCAAAGAAUUGAUUGUAAUUUUUAGCUUGACUAUUCGAAGAAUAAGUAGAGCUAUCCUACUCACCACGGCGUCGGCGUCACACCUUGGUUAAGUUUUUCGUACCAGUCCACAUUUUGACAAAGUCUUUUGAGAUAAAGCUUUGAAACUUUCAACACUUGUUUACCAUCAUCAUGGCCAGUUAUAGGCAAGAGCACAUAACUGCAUCAAGGAUUUUGGCUGAAUUAUGGCCCCUUUUGACUUAGAAAUCAUGGUUAAGUUUUUCGUACCAGUUCAUAUUUUGACAAAGGCUUUUAAGAUAAAACUUUGAAACUUUCAACACUUGUUUACCAUCAUCAUGACCAGUUAUAGGCAAGAGCACAUAACUCCAUAAGGGGUUUUGGCUGAAUUAUGGCCCCUUUUGACUUAGAAAUCAUGGUUAAGUUUUUCAUGCCAGUUCAUACUUUGACAAAGUCUUUUAAGAUAAAGCUUUGAAACUUUCAACACUUGUUUACCAUCACCAUGGCCAGUUAUAGGCAAGAGUACAUAACUCCAUCAAGGAUUUUGGCUGAAUUAUGGCCCCUUUCGACUUAGAAAUCUUGGUAAAUAUUUCGUACCAGUUCAUAUUUUGACAAAGUCUUUUGAGAUAAAGCUUUGAAACUUUCACCACCUGUUUACCAUCACCAUGUCCAGUUAUAGGCAAGAGUACAUAACUCCAUCAAGGAUUUUGGCUGAAUUAUGACCCCUUUUGACUUAGAAAUCUUGGUUAAGUUUUUCGUACCAGUUCAUAUUUUUUGUAAAGUGUUUGACAUAUGGCUUUGAAACUUUUAUCGCUUGUUUAGUAUAAUAGUCUCUAUCUGUAGGAAAGAGAAAAUAACUCUGUCAUCUAUUUUGGCUGAAUUAUGGCCCUUUUUGGACUUUGGUUCUGUUUUCAUACAAGUCCAAUGUUUUGUCAAAACUAUUUGACAUAUGGCUUUUAAACUUUGAACACUUGUUUAUCAUUAUGAUUUCCAUCUGUAGGCAAGAGUACAUAACUAUUUUGACUGAAUUAUGGCCCUUUUUGGACUUUGAAAUUGCCUCAUAUAUUGCCAUUUAGUGCAAGACUUACCGAAAGCAAAGUAAUACAGGAACAUUGUUUGUCUAAUCUAUUUAUUUCUUUUGUCUGAAUAUCCGUGGAAAUAUUUUGACCCCAUUCUUCAAUCAAUUCUUCGAAUAGUCGAGUGCGCUGUCAUCAGACAGCUCUUGUUUUGGUUGUGGUUGACAGCUAUACUCAUAUUGAAAAUUUCAGGUUGGUUGAAAAAAAAUGGAUAAAAAUAUUGAAGGUUUCCCAUAUCUGUAAUGUUAAAAGAGUUUUCAUUGAUAUCAGAUACUCAUUUCAGUAAUAAAAAAAUGGCAAACUAUGGCAUGCAGUUUGAUAAAACAGUAUUUCUUGGUGAGAGAAAACUUUGAAUUUACUCCAUUUAGAGACUUUCAGUUUUUAGACCGUUUUGGGGCAAAAGUGAACCCUGCAGGCGUGUUCAUCAGUGAAAAAGAAAAACCUACUGAAUGAUAGAUGAAAACAGUUCUUGUCUUGUAUAUAUACAAAUUCACGAUAUAUUUAUUUAAAAAAAAUACAUUACAAUGUACAUAAAUUAUACUCCAAAUAUAUCUUGUUAAUCAGUCCGUCUUUUCUUAGACCUAAACUUUAUUCCUCCAUAUCUUUUAGUGGAGCUUUCAAGUUUCUGUUUUGAAUUAGGGUAUAUGGAUUUAAAGGGUAGUGUUUAAUUUUGAUUCCAUCUUGAAUUUACUUAUUUAAAAGUGUACAAGUUUAUUAUUUCAUCCAAACUUGCUGCAGUAUUUAGUUGCAGUUUAUUAAUCCCCCGCCAUGAGUGGUGGGGGGUUAUAGGAAUGGUCUCCGUCCUCCCAUCCGUCCGUAACUCUGUAUCUCCUAAACCCCUUGAAGGAUUUUUAUGAAACUUUGGUCAAAUUAUCACCUCAUCAGGACGAUAUGCAGAACUCAUGAGUCAACCAUGUUGGCUCAAGGUCAAGAUCACAACUCGAGGUCAAAGGUUUGAGGACUAUAAAAUAUACUUAACAACGUCAUUCCUUCCACCCAAUACCAUCAACUCUUUCACUAUCCAUAACAGCGGCAGGGGCUAUAGCUGUCAUUCAGACUGCCUUGUUACAUUAUAAACAAUAAAGGUAAUGAAUUCAACAAGGACAGAGAAUGUAGUUGGAUACAGUUUAAAGAUGAAAUAGAAACUAGAGGAUAGUUCUGUACAUGUAUGGCAGCAAACAUUGAUGUUAAAUGUUACACUUUAAAAAAUAUACACAGUUACAGUGUUACACUUACGUAUCAUAUCGUCAGACAUUUUUCUAGAAAGUCAGAUAAUAUUAUGUGAGGGAGAUAGGAGAUUGGGUCAGGGUAAGACAGUGAAUAUGCCAAAACUGAAAAGUAUGUUACAUGGAUUUUGCUAUUUAAAACAUUUGUCAAAUAUUUAUUUUUACAUUCUGAAUGUAUUUGUAAAUAAAUUGUUUAUCUUGUUGUUAAUCUGCUUCUAAUAACUCAUCUAAAUCUAAAUUGAAUUAUUUUUAAGAAUAAGUGAACUGGCACUUGGAACCAUGUUCUGUCUUUUUGGGGCCUCACCUGGUCUCUGUUAACAGCAAUAAAUUCAACAUCAGUUGAAGAAAGUUGCAUGUUUCUUUUGUUUUGUUUUUUUGUUGUUUUUUUUUUAAAUAUAAAACUUUAAUAAUAUUUUAGUUGGUAAGAUCCUGGCCUUAUAUAUUCGUAAAGGAAGAUAAAAUCUGGUGAUUUGGGGUUCUCAAGUGGUACUGAAACAUUGGUACAAAAAUAGAUUGAAACUUGAAACUUAUAAAAAAAUCAAGUGGCUAUUGUUGUUCUAAAAACAAUUAGGGGAAUCCAAUUGUUAAGAGGAAUAUAAUAUUGUUUAGAUAUAUUUCCUGUUUAUUUUCAGAUACUGAGUUAUAUUUUCUGUUAAUUUGUAUAUUUGUUGUUCAUAAAUUUUUGUAAAUGUUUGAAUGCUAAAAUUUCAACAGAAUGUAUCAUAAUUAUUGUUAUAUUGUCAAUAGACAUUUAUGAAGCAUUCAAUAA